CUUCUCCCCCUGUGCUCAAACAUUCAUGCAGCCAUCCCUUCUUCGCUCAUUCGCCACGACCUCUCGCAUCAUGUCGAACGUAUUCUUUGACGUCGCCCGCAACGGCCAGCCGCUCGGCCGCAUCACCUUCAAGCUGUACGACGAUGUCGUCCCCAAGACGGCUAGGAACUUCCGCGAGCUCGCGACCGGCCAGAACGGAUACGGCUACAAGGGCUCCACCUUCCACCGCGUCAUUCCCUCGUUCAUGCUCCAGGGUGGUGACUUCACCGCUCACAACGGCACUGGCGGCAAGUCCAUCUACGGCGCCAAGUUCCCCGAUGAGAACUUUGUGCUCAAGCACAACAAGCCUGGUCUGCUCUCGAUGGCCAACGCUGGCCCCAACACGAACGGCAGCCAGUUCUUCGUGACCACUGUUGUCACCGAGUGGCUCGACGGCAAGCACACCGUCUUCGGCGAGGUCGUCGAUGGCAUGGACAUCGUCAAGAAGGUCGAGAGCUUCGGCAGCCGCGAUGGCAAGACAAACGGCCAGAUCACCAUUGCCGACUGCGGCACCCUCUAAGUCUCGCACUUUCCGAGUGCAAGGAAAAUGACAUUAGUCGAGGCAAUGACAGACUCUUGUGACAUGACGCGCGAACAGCCAAAAUGUAAAAAGAAAGGGAACGAAGCCAAACUGAAGUCUGAGAAAGGAUGAGAAGGAAACGACACUCUCAGAGACCGCAAGUCGUGCACAUCAGACAUACGAUGCAGCAAGCAAACUGCGAGCGCUUGCAAUUCUGUUUUUGUAAGCCUUUGCGUCGUGCCUGCGCAAUGAAAGCGACCAUUCGGACGCGUUAUUUCAGAUUCAGGCUCGCUAAGUGACAAGCGUCCUCCUAGAAGCUGGAUGUCUACUGCUCUAUCAUU
Tilletiaria anomala UBC 951 is the source of this 900-nucleotide messenger RNA. Its product is annotated as putative CPR1-cyclophilin. Bases 26 to 559 code for a protein of 177 amino acids. Gene Ontology annotation, molecular function: peptidyl-prolyl cis-trans isomerase activity. The transcript has 2 exons. Gene Ontology annotation, biological process: protein peptidyl-prolyl isomerization; protein folding. NCBI's taxonomy places the organism in Eukaryota, Fungi, Basidiomycota, Exobasidiomycetes, Georgefischeriales, Tilletiariaceae. The record is from RefSeq and is a predicted model, not a curated record.